Messenger RNA from Lolium perenne, 639 nucleotides. The record is from RefSeq and is a predicted model, not a curated record. Lineage: Eukaryota; Viridiplantae; Streptophyta; Magnoliopsida; Poales; Poaceae.
AUGAACUGGCCAUUUCAUUGCUUAGCUUUUGCUCUUUCUCCAAAAUAUUAUGAUAAAGCCUAUCUUGCAACUCCUGCUCCUAGUGGUGGUCAAAGGAAAGCUCCAAACGAGGACACUGAAGUUAUCCAGGGUGUUAUGGAUGCUCUGAAUAGAAUCGCAGAAGAUGAAAAUGAGUUUGCUCUUUUGCGUGAGGAGUUUAACACCUUUAUAAUGAAGAAAGGUUUGUUUGCAAUGGCAGUUGUUCAAGCUGAUGCUGCCACUAUGAAUGCCAUAGAUUGGUGGUUCAAUUAUGGUGCACAAACUCCACAUUUAAAUGAGGUGGCAAAGAAAGUAUUGUCUCAGCCAAUAAGUAGCUCCUCUGCUGAAAGAAACUGGAGUACCUACUCAUUCAUACAUAGUGUGAAGAGAAACCCUCUGAACGCAAAGACAGCUGAUAAACUUGUCUACAUUCAUGCAAAUGAGCGUCUUAAGAGAAGGUUUUCAGAGGGCUAUAAUUCAGGUCCACAUUAUAAGUGGGAUGUUGAUCCUGAUAAUAGUUUGUUGGAGGAUUCAAGCUUGAAGCUUGAGCAGCUGCGUUGGGCUAGCUUGGAGGAUGAACCUGCUGAAGUUGAACCACCAAGAAAAGUUCGGAGGACUUGA